This is a messenger RNA of Corythoichthys intestinalis (scribbled pipefish), 1844 nucleotides long. It is a transcript of the gene tmem192, whose product is annotated as transmembrane protein 192. Gene Ontology annotation, cellular component: lysosomal membrane; late endosome. The transcript is spliced from 8 exons. The coding region runs from base 276 to 1283 and encodes 335 amino acids. Lineage: Eukaryota; Metazoa; Chordata; Actinopteri; Syngnathiformes; Syngnathidae. The record is from RefSeq and is a predicted model, not a curated record.
GCUAAAUGUGCUCUUUUUAAUGAUUUUUCUCGAUCGAUCGAUCGAUCGAUCGACGUUAGCUCUCAUGGUAGCUAGAGGAAGGAGAGUUCCGCCUUGUUGGUCACGUGAUCGUGAGGUCAUCAUACGGCCACCUGGAUAGACCAAAACAGCUGAGCAUAGCGUGCGUGCGGCACUUGCCGGCCCCCAUUUGCACUCCGCCUUAUGUCUUCCCAAAUUAUGCUACGUAUUUACAAUAUGUUGUUUUUCUUCGGGAAAUAGUCCACUUUUUAGACUAGAUGGAAUCCGAGGGAGCCGUCCAUGUUGUGUCGCGCAGCAGCAAUGUCCUCCAGAGGUGGCAGAGAGGAGCCAAUAAUUUUCUCCGCUGCUUUCACCACCCUCUGCAGAGAUUUUUUGUCCGCUACCGAGCAGGUUCCAUACCACGUUGGGAUGCAGUAGGCCCCUCAGAAAGUAAGUGGAGUCUCUGGCGAGCUUUCCUCACUAUGGCCGAGGAGUUAGCUGACCAGCAGAGGUCAUCAGAUAGGUGUACGCCGAGGAAUUUAAAGGCGGGGUCAUCGACAGACAUGACGCGCAGCGAAGAAGAGUCCCUGGUCGACGGGCCGCUCAUCUCGGCCGACGCCCUCCACGCCGCCAUCAGGAGAGAGUUCCGCGGCGUGCCCACCGCCUGCCCCGCCGUCCUGCUCUCUCUGCUGCACGUGGUGUUUGUGGUCCUAUCGGCGUGCGUCUCCCUGAUGUGCGUUCUAAAACUGGGCCACGAAGAGGCAUGCGCAAAAGUUCUGGGACCCGAGCGCGGCGACAGCGUGGUGGUCUUCGCCAAAGCCGUCCUGUGGCUACUGGUGGCGGCGUUCACCCGCUGCGCUCGGCACCACCAAAGCAAAGCCCGCCGCAGAGGCUACCUGCGCUUUUACAGAAAAACGGCGACGCUCCACAGCGUGCCUCUCGCCGUCCACUCCGCAGGCAACGCCGUGCUCUUGGUCGUCGUGGCGGCGCCAAUGUCAGCGGCGGAGCGCGCCUACGCGCUGGUGGCUCUUUUGGUGUUGGAACUACUUGUUGCAUUGCCCUGCCUCAUCUAUUACACAGUUAAAGUGAUGAUGUUCAAUGCGGAACGCGCGCCCCCCGACGUCAGCCGGGAAGAACGAUGGCACCGCCCGCCCACCGAGACUGGAUUCAGAGAGGGUUCCUGCCUGGAGGAGGUGGUGGAGAAGCAGGCCGACCUGAUCGAGUACCUGAAACAGCACAACGGCUUACUGAGCAAGAGGCUGCUCAACCUCACGGCUCAGCACUGAUCAAAUCCCAACUUUAGCUAAAAUGAAAAUGCUCCAGGGUCUCAGGUGAGCUGCCUUUUUUUUUAAAGGAGCCUUUAAACAAAUUGUAAAUAAUGGAUCCCUUUAUCGUACAUCCGUGUCUGUGCGUCAAAUGAUAAUAAAUGUUUACGCCUCCAGCCUUUUUUUUUUUUUUUUUUUUAACACAGCAGCGCCACCUGACUUUUUAGUAGCAGUUUAGCUUUUUACAACUUCUGUGACCACGUGACCCUCGGGCCCGCAGGUGUCGUUAAAGCCAAGCCAUUUUGGCAUUCUUGUUCAAAUGGAAUCAUCAGUCUUGUUUUUUUCUCUGGAUAUUAAAACGUAUAGACAUUCUAUUCCUUUCGACUGGAUUUGUCGGUUGAUAUUUCAUGGGUUUAUAUUUGUAAUAUUUGCAAUGUUAUUUGAACUGUUUUGCACUAAUGGGUGAGGAUUUUAAUUCAGCAAUCAUUUUCUUAAAAUGAACCCACUUGUUUAAUAGGGAUGAAUGAACUGGACAAAUAACUAACUUCAUGAACCAAUUAAUCCUAUGUUUUUUGUUUUUUU